Pistacia vera is the source of this 966-nucleotide messenger RNA. Its product is annotated as non-functional NADPH-dependent codeinone reductase 2-like. Gene Ontology annotation, molecular function: aldose reductase (NADPH) activity. NCBI's taxonomy places the organism in Eukaryota, Viridiplantae, Streptophyta, Magnoliopsida, Sapindales, Anacardiaceae. Gene Ontology annotation, cellular component: cytosol. The transcript is spliced from 4 exons. Bases 1 to 933 code for a protein of 310 amino acids. The record is from RefSeq and is a predicted model, not a curated record.
AUGGUGAGCAUUCCAGUGGCAAUCUUACCCUCAAAUGGCGAAACCAUUCUGGUAGGCUUUGGCACAGCCGAAUUCCCUUUCAACUCAACUGGAGCUACAGAAGAUUCUGUUCUCCAAGCAAUUCAACUGGGCUACAGACACUUCGAUACUGCUUCAAUGUACCAGAACGAACAAUAUCUCGGCGAAGCAAUAGCGGAAGCUUUACAUCUCAGCCUCAUCAAAUCUCGCGAUGAGCUUUUCAUCACUUCAAAGCUUUGGACUACCGAUUCACACCGUGAGCUUGUCCUCCCUGCCCUGCAAAACACUCUCAAGAAUCUUAGGUUGGAUUACCUUGAUCUUUAUCAAAUUCAUUUUCCGGGAAGCUUGAAACCAGGGUCGGGGUUUGCGAUUAAUGAAGAAAAUAUCGUUGCAAUUGAUUUGGAAUCUGCCUGGGAGGCCAUGGAGGAAUGUCAAAAGCUUGGUCUUACGAAAUCCAUAGGAGUCAGCAACUUUUCCUGCAAGAAGCUUGAGAAAUUACUUGCAUCUGCAAAAAUCCCUCCGGCUGUCAAUCAAGUGGAGAUGAACCCAGUUUGGCAACAGAAGAAGCUGAGAGAGUUCUGUGAGGAAAAGGGCAUCCAUAUAACAGCUUAUUCGCCGUUGGGAGCCAAAGGAGUAGUUUGGGGAACUAACAGAGACAUGGAUUCUCAAGUGCUGAAAGAGAUUGCAAUUGCUAAAGGAAAGACAGUUGCUCAGGUUUCUCUCAGGUGGGUUUAUGAGCAAGGAGUAAGUUUAGUUGUGAAGAGCUUUGACGGAGAAAGAAUGAAAGAAAACCUUGAGAUAUUUGACUGGCGGUUAAGUGCUGAAGAACUUCAGAAAAUAGAACAAAUUCCACAGAUGAGAGGGAACAUCAUUCAGUCAUUUGUGUCAGAGAAGGGUCCUUACAAGUCCAUUUAAGAGAUCUGGGAUGGAGAAAUUUAAGGUCAAUUU